AUUUACAACAUAGAACCAGCUGCGAUUGUUCGGAAGUGGUUGGGUCUUCGACUAGCCCGUUAUUCCGAUUAACUGAAUUAGACGCAGUUGUAAUCGAGCAGACUCAAAUGGCGGGCACUGCGUUAAAAAGACUGAUGGCUGAGUAUAAACAGCUCACUCUGAAUCCACCAGAGGGAAUUGUGGCAGGUCCUGUUAAUGAAGAGAAUUUCUUUGAAUGGGAAGCUUUGAUCAUGGGUCCUGAAGACACCUGCUUUGAGGGAGGUGUGUUUCCAGCCAUCCUGAGUUUUCCAUCAGACUACCCACUGAGCCCCCCCAAGAUGAGAUUCACCUGUGAAAUGUUCCACCCCAACAUCUACCCCGACGGCCGGGUGUGCAUCUCCAUCCUGCACGCCCCCGGGGACGACCCCAUGGGCUACGAGAGCAGCGCAGAGCGGUGGAGCCCCGUACAGAGCGUGGAGAAGAUCCUGCUGUCUGUGGUCAGCAUGCUGGCAGAACCGAACGAUGAGAGCGGAGCCAACGUGGAUGCUUCCAAGAUGUGGCGCGAAGACAGGGAACAGUUCUACAUCCUCGCCCAACAGAUCGUCCGCAAGUCCCUGGGCCUCUAAUCGCCCCGACCCGCCUGGCCUCUCGGACACAUGGUAAUCCUCAUGCUUACUCAUUGUCACACAGAAGGUUCUGGACGCAAGUGAAGACACUCUGAAGAGCAGAAAUCAUGCAGACUGAGAAUACUUCCCUCCCUCCAGUAGCCCCCUCUGUCUGACCCCCCUCUGUUGGACUGUUAUAUCGCCCUGGGCGUUUUUCCCCCAGAGUCCGCUGCGGAGAAGACUGGCAACGUCUGCUAAGAUUCCAACAUUCUGUUUGCUUUGUCUGUGUCUUUUCCCCUCUCCUGGAAGCACUUUACUUCCUCCGAAGGAUACUUCCUAGCAAUGGCUACCCCCCAUUUCAGGAGUCUCUACAGAACUGAGGACGAGCGUAGUUUUUGUUUUUAAUAGUGUGGGCGACAUUACUGAGGACAUUGUUUGUGCAGUGUUAUAGAGAAGAGAGUAUGUGAGCUAGAUAAACCUCUGGGUCUUUGCUUUGUGUGUGAGAAAACUGACUGACUGAGGAAGUCUUUCUGCAGGGACGCAUUGCUUUCUUUCACUUCACAGUUGUGCGUGGUCUGUGGGAAGGAAACAAUCCAUAAUGUCUUUUUUAUGUACUCUAUGCUAAUACGGUGAGUUGUUAUAUGGAGCUAUAGCUUUAGUAAGGGGUUGAGUUGAUUACUCCUUAUAAAAAUUAAUGAGGGGGUUAGUCGCUGGAUUUUCAAUUAGGAUGAAUUUCGACAUCUGAAAUUAAGAUGUCAGAAAAUUGUUACUUUUGAACAGACAUUAAGGUAGGUCAUAUUUAAGUGGCUUUUUCUUGUACUUUCCAACAAAUGUUUGCUCUGUUGAAUAUUUUUUUUUUUCAUAAAUUACACACAAAAGACAAUCAUAGGAACAGCUGUGCAGUCCACUGGCUAACACUUGGAUAGAAUUUUCAAAGCGAAAUGAAAUAUAAAGAUAAUGGAACUGACGUAUUACCAUUAAACACUCUCUCCAGCAGUUUCCUAAUUCUGCAUAUCAUUAGUGAGACAUACUUAUGUAUUUGAUUGUCAAAUCCGUUCAUGGUAAAAAAAAAAAA
This is a messenger RNA of Megalops cyprinoides (Indo-Pacific tarpon), 1659 nucleotides long. It is a transcript of the gene ube2g2, whose product is annotated as ubiquitin-conjugating enzyme E2G 2 (UBC7 homolog, yeast). The transcript has 6 exons. Gene Ontology annotation, cellular component: cytosol; endoplasmic reticulum. NCBI's taxonomy places the organism in Eukaryota, Metazoa, Chordata, Actinopteri, Elopiformes, Megalopidae. The record is from RefSeq and is a predicted model, not a curated record. Bases 108 to 605 code for a protein of 165 amino acids.